Messenger RNA from Folsomia candida, 1162 nucleotides. RefSeq names its product putative endothelial lipase. The transcript has 5 exons. Lineage: Eukaryota; Metazoa; Arthropoda; Collembola; Entomobryomorpha; Isotomidae. The record is from RefSeq and is a predicted model, not a curated record. Bases 1 to 720 code for a protein of 239 amino acids. Gene Ontology annotation, molecular function: lipase activity.
AUGUUCGCAAAUGAUGUGGUCCCUACUUUCACAACGGGAUCUGGAUUUAUCGAUAAUUUUAUAAUUGUUGAUUGGUCAGCAUUGUCAGGAAAUAUUAUCUUUCCACCGGAUUUCUUCCUCGCGUAUCCCAUUGCGGUGAGCAACGUGGCCAAAGCGGGGAAGCGGAUUGCAAAUUUUAUAGCGUGGCUGUAUUAUCUUGGAAGCAUAAAUUUGGACAGGACUCAUCUCAUUGGAGUAUCCCUUGGGGCACAUCUUGUCGGAAGGGUUGGGGCAGAAGUUCAGUUGUUAAUGGGAGGGAGACAGCUGGCUAGGCUGACAGGACUCGACCCUGCAGGACCGCUGUAUUAUCCGUCCCACCCAGAUUGGAACCUGGACAAGAGUGAUGCCUAUUUUGUCGAUAUCUACCAUUCAAAUGCAGGCUUAUACGGAGAGAAAACGCUAGGUGGACAUGUCGAUUUUAUCAUAAAUAAUGGACAUUCUCAACCAGGCUGUAAUUUGAUCAGCAACCUUCUCUUCUGCAGCCACGGCUUUGCAGUAUACCUGUUCCUCGACUCCUUCAAGAGGGCGUAUGUUGCUUGCCAAUGCUCAAGCAGGGAACUGGAUCCCGGGAAUUUUAAAUUGUGUCGGGAACAAUGCCCGAAUCCGGUCCUGGCAGGGAUUUAUACGCCACAUACGGCCCGUGGAGAGUAUCAUAUAACUGCGGGGAAACUAAACACCUAAUUAAAUAUUGUAGGAUGAUAAUGCCAUGCCAUUAAGAUUAUUAUGGGAAAGUUUAUAGGAAAGAUAUUCCUAAUUGGUUAGUGAUAAAAUUUAAGUGCAGGGUGUGACUUGGGAUAGAGUAUUCGUGAAAAGUACUGUGCAUGGGUGCUGAAAAAAUUGGCAUACAAUGGGAAUAUGAAUAGAAUAUUUUGGUAAAAUGUAGUUGUGCUACGUAAUAAUAUGCUUUAGUAGAGAAACUAUCAAUUUCAGUCCAUUGUGAUGGUCCAUUUCGUAUUACAUUUUUUUUAUUCCCGUCUGCUAUAAGUGAUUUUUGGCUUCAUAUUCCUUAUUUUUGGAAAAAUUAACAUCUUAGAUAAAUUGUUUAGUCAGUAAUUGGCCAAAGAAUUUAAGUAAUUAAUAAUAAAACAAUAAAACAUGUCGAAGUAAAUAAAUAAAUAAUUAU